AAUUCUUAAAGAACUAUUAUAUUUUCAUGGUAGCCUAGGGUGGGUUGGCUAAUAUUUUGUGAUUGGUGACAGGUUUCAUUUCUCUGAAACACUCUAGGCCUACUAUUGAUUUGGUGCGGGUUCGUAGGCUAUCCAUUAAACCGGCACAGAAAUAAGACUUGGAAUUAUCUUAUUUGCAUAGCUGUAGUAGAUUUCGUGAAGUCUAGUGACAUCGCGUUUUUUAAUGGCUUCAGUAGUAGCUGCAUUGAGUUUGGAGCAAGAGACGCAUUUGUUGAAGCUCCUUCCCGAACCUGCCCAACUUCACCUGCUCUACAAGGGAAGCCACCAUGGGUUCUACAUGCAUACGUUGAGAUCUAAAUUUGACAAAGAAGGAAGAUUCGUUGUAAUAGUGUAUUUCACAUCUGGGGAUGUAAAGGGGGGUUACCUGAGUAAAUCGUCUGAUGAGAGUAAGGACCAAGACGCAUUUGCCUUCGAAAUAAACCAUCAAGAAGUAACACACUUCCCUGUUCUGGAUGACUCUAAGGCGACGCAUUUUUCAACCUCUAUGUCAAAUGGUUGCUUGAAGUUUGGGGAUUGUCUAAAGUUGUACACCGAGAAUAGAUCCAUUUGUGUGGAAUCGUGGGAUAUUAUGUAUCACCGGGAUAGUUGGUCGGAGCCGGUGUACCUGGAUGUUGAGCUGUAUCGAGUUGGAAGUGCACGGAGGGAGCUGCCAUGGACUGAGGAAGGGAGGGGGUCACUGAGGAAGAAUCUGGUCUCCUUCAAACCGGCCUGCCGGUCUUUAAACCGGGUCAGAGUUCUGCUGAUGGGUCCUGCUGGGUCAGGAAAAUCCAGCUUCAUCAACUCUGUCAGAUCUGUGAUGUUCGGAAGAAUCCUUCUCCUGCCUUUUAUUGGCACUGCAACAAAGGGCUUCAUCAAGAAGCUGAAGUCGUAUGACAUCCGGUCAGAGAGAGGGGGGAAGCCCACAGCUCUGACCCUUUGUGAUGUGUUGGCUCUGGGGGACGGCGAGAGGACUGGCCUGACUCUCACAGACGCACUGACUGUUAUCAAGGGAUAUGCCCCCGAGGGACAUGAUUUUCAAGGUGAAGCGCCCAUCAAAGCUGAGACUCCAGGUUACAGACCUGUUCCAUCGAUAAAUGACCAAAUCCAUUGUGCGGUGUUCGUUCUGAAUGCCUGCCAAAUCAUGUACACCAGUGAUGACCUUACAGAGACACUGAGGACACUUCAAGCUGAGAUUGCAGACCUGGACAUCCCCCAGGUGGUUCUGUUGACCCAUGUGGACCAGGUGUGUCAUGCCGUCCGAGAGGAUGUGAAGUUUGUCUACUCCAGCCGCAUCCUACAGGAGAAGAUGCAGAAGGCAGCAGAGGUGGUGGGUUUGCCAGUGUCCUAUGUGCUUCCAGUUAAGAACUAUUCCAGUGAGUUGUCUGUGAGCUGCAACACUGACAUCCUGCUGCUGAGUGCAGUACAUCACAUUCUCCAAGCUGUGGACGAUACAUAUGAGGAAAACCACCCUCCCACCACUGCAGACGCAUCUGCAGAACCUCCAUCUGCAGAAUUUCACCAUUGGUGAGAAAUCAUGUGCAGUUGUUUAUUGUGAUUGGAUAAUGUUUUCUUUGUUUUCUUUUGGGUGUAAUUUUUUUCUCUCUAGAUGUUGGAACCUACCUAUGUUUAUUAGGUUUAAAAAUAACAAGUUAAUUCAAGUGAGACAAAGUAUAUUGUUGUACAAUAAACCAAUGAGAAGAUGACAA
Oncorhynchus keta (chum salmon) is the source of this 1745-nucleotide messenger RNA. Its product is annotated as interferon-induced protein 44-like. Bases 224 to 1567 code for a protein of 447 amino acids. Lineage: Eukaryota; Metazoa; Chordata; Actinopteri; Salmoniformes; Salmonidae. The record is from RefSeq and is a predicted model, not a curated record. The transcript is spliced from 7 exons.